Messenger RNA from Ylistrum balloti, 1862 nucleotides. Its product is annotated as uridylate-specific endoribonuclease-like. Gene Ontology annotation, molecular function: RNA endonuclease activity. Bases 21 to 908 code for a protein of 295 amino acids. Lineage: Eukaryota; Metazoa; Mollusca; Bivalvia; Pectinida; Pectinidae. The record is from RefSeq and is a predicted model, not a curated record. The transcript has 5 exons.
AUCAGUCUGCAUUGUCACUAAUGUUCAGUCUGUAUAUAGCUAUACACAAGAUGGCCGGGCAUAUCGGUUUCAUUUCCUUCCUGAUCAUUCUCCACUGUUGUUCACCUGCACUGGGUAGCGUUUCUAAAGCAGAGUUAUCGUCCUUUAUUACUGGGAUAUGGAACGACGACCCCAAUGCGGCUAACUCCUCUGACGUCACAUACAACCUUCAAUCACAUACGUCAAGUUCCUCACCUGAUGACCAUGCCCAUGACAGAUUGUUCCAGUAUGUAAAUGAGAGCCAUCUCUUCACAAAACCCACUUACUCUGCUUUCAUAGACUUGCUAGAUAACUUCGAUAGAAACACGGCUCACUCGGAGCACACCACAUCGACGGAAACUACCGAGAUCGACCGAUUCAUAACGGAAGUGACGGGAACAACGGUCAUGACGGAAACUUACCUAUUUCUGCACGGAAAAGGUUACACCUCAUCAACGACGGAUUUCCGCGACAUACUAAAGAGUGUUUGGUUCACACAGUACUCACGUGCAGGAACUUCCAUGGGAAGUAACGGUUUCGAGCACGUGUUUGUCGGAGAGACCACUAGCACAGGAGUUUCUGGUUUCCAUAACUGGAUUCAGUUUUACCUGGAGGAGAAAAGAGGUCACAUAAAUUAUCUUGGCUACAUCUACUCUAAAGAGCCGCGGAAAUUGGGCGUCCAUUUUACCUGGUUUGAUAAACCCAAACCACUGACCACGCUUUUAGUUGGAACCAGUCCGGAGUUUGACCUCGCUGUUCUCACCACCUGUUUCCUUGUCCGAAAGAACACCAAUUGCAACUUCAAUAUGGCGGGACACGAUCUGACGGUGAAAUCCUAUGACGUCAACUACGUCCACGGCGACCAAGUCGCUACUGCCUAUUUUAAUUAAAUGAAUUUUAUUUUAAAAUAUGUCUUCUUUUAUUUCUUAAAGAUGUAACUCGUGAGGAUAUGAAGUUCGUCCAGAAAUUCGCGAUAGACUAGUCAAAAGGCUGUUAUCUUAUUUGUAUUUAUUUUGAUAAAGAUAUGUUCUCUGAAUCAAUAUUUACAUACGGGUACUUUGUAGUACUGGAAAUAACAUCAACCAUUCGCCUCUCCGCUUGGCAUCUAGGCAUUUAAGUUUACUCAAAAGAAAAAUUAAUUUCCAAAAAUAUAAAUAUGCUCUCUCCCCAUUGUAAGUUUAAAUCUGACAUAAAAGUUUCUUCACUAUAUUUAUUACUGCCAAUCCAUAAAUGCGGAUCCUAACAGGAAAACAGAUGUUAUCACACUGAUUUCUAGAGGAAUAAACAUUAGAAUGCAGUGUUUUAGUCCACGUUUUGAUAUCACUCCUGAACUUAAGAUCGUUAACAUCUUCCUCUAUGAAAUGCCACGAGACAGAAUCGAAGGUCUAUUAUAGUAAUUAUUGAAAUUAUACAUGAGUAUUUUAUAUGAUCUUCGUGAAGAUAAGUCACACGAGAGUAGCCUCCCUUAGUUUGCAUUAUGAACGGUUAUCAUUUUUUAUGACUUGUGGUUGUAUGACUUGUUGGUAGGGGUAUUUGUCUUCUGUUUAUAAGUUAAAAGACGCCCAGACCACACACUGACUUGGUACAUCUAUAACAGCAUACACAUAGAAACUGUGAUGUUAAAUAAAGGAUUAUGUAUUGAAAAAAUAUUGGAAACAUAAUUCUAGUAGCAUGUGAAAUUACUUAUUUUAAAAUUAUCCGAGUCAUCAAUAUAGCUCGAUUGAGCUCAUUGGUACUUAUGCCGUCGUCCUGCUGUUUCAUGCUCCCAUCUGAUUGGUCAAUAUUUUGUUAGUUUACCUGAUCUGAUUGGUUAAUAUUUGGUUAGGUUACUUAUACGUCAUCUC